AUUCGGGCGGCGGGGAGGGGGGCGCGGCCACGGCCAGGGCGGCGGCUCUUCCCGGCCCUCCCUCCCAGCGGCCGCGCACCCAGGCCGGCCUGCGGCGGAGGCGUGCGGGGUUUCCACGGAAGAGCCCGCCCGCCCGCCCGCCCCCCCGUGCGCGGCGCCGGCGGUGGUGCGCUCCAGCCCGGCUCGGCCGCUGCGGGGAUGCGCUGAGCCCGCCCAGCCCCGAGCCGCGGCCGCCCUCCCGCCCGCCCGCCCGCCCGGUGCGGCAACCCCCGCCGCUCCUCCCCCCGCCCCCCGGCCCCGGGGCGAUGCGGCUGCGGGCUCCGGCCGCCCCCUGCUAGGCAGCCCUUCGGGCCCGCGGCGGUGGGUGCCCUCCAGGGGGCCCGGGACCAGCAGCGCCAUGGCGAAGCGGGAGUCCAGCUCCAGCCCGGUGGUGCGGCAGAUCGACAAGCAGUUCCUGGUGUGCAGCAUCUGCCUGGACCGCUACCUCAACCCCAAGGUGCUGCCCUGCCUGCACACCUUCUGUGAGAGGUGCCUGCAGAACUAUAUCCCACCCCAGAGCCUGACCCUCUCCUGCCCCGUGUGCCGCCAGACCUCCAUCCUGCCCGAGAAGGGCGUGGCUGCCCUCCAGAACAACUUCUUCAUCACCAACCUCAUGGAGGUGCUGCAGCGCCAGCCGGACAGCGCCAGCCACGAGGAUGCCGCUGCCGCCAUGCUGGACUCCGUCAGCGCCGUGCCUGGCCAGCCGCUCUCCUGCCCCAACCACGAAGGGAAGAUGAUGGAGUAUUACUGUGAGUCGUGCGAAACAGCCAUGUGCCACGAAUGCACGGUCGGGGAGCACCGUGAGCACAUGACGGUGCCCUUGCGGGACGUGGUGGAGCAGCACAAGGCCUCUCUGCGCCAACAGCUGGAGGCCAUCAAGAGCCGGCUGCCCCACCUGACUGCCGCUAUCGGGCUGGUGUCCGAGAUCAGCCAGCAGCUGAUGGAGCGCAAGAACGACGCCGUGGCCGAGAUCGGGAGCACCUUCGCUGAGCUGGAGAAGGCCCUGCACCAGCGGAAAGGGGGGCUCGUCCGGGACCUGGAGGCCCUCUGUGGGGCGAAGCAGAAAGUGCUGCAGGUACAGCUGGACACGCUGCGCCAGGGCCAGGAGAACAUCCUCAGCAGCUGCAGCUUCACGGAGCAGGCGCUGGACCACGGCUCGGAGACGGAGGUGCUGCUGGUGAAGAAGCAGAUGAGCGAGCGGCUGAGCGAGCUGGCCGGGCGCGAGUUCCCCGAGCAGCCCCACGAGAACGCGCAGGUGGACUACGUGGUGGAGACGGAGGGGGUGCGCAAGUCCAUCCUGAACCUGGGGGUGCUGCUGACCACCAGCGCCACGGCCCACAAGACGGUGGCCACGGGGGAGGGGCUGCGCCACGCCAUCGUGGGCCAGGCCACCUCGCUCACCAUCACCACCAAAGACAAGGACGGGGAGCUGGUGCGGAGCGGCAGCGCCUGCUUGCAGGCCGAGGUGACGGCCCCCGACGGCUCCUCCGCCAGCCCGGAGGUCCUGGACAACAAGAACGGGACCUACGAGCUGCUGUACGUGCCGCGCCAGGAGGGGGACCACCUGCUCUCCAUCCGCCUCUACGGCCAGCCCAUCCGAGGCAGCCCCUUCCGCGUCAAGGCCGUGAAGGCCUCGGACGUGCCCCCCUCCCCGGACGACGUCAAGCGCCGCGUCAAGUCCCCCAGCAGCGGCCACAUCCGCCAGAAGGCCGUGCGCCGCCCCUCCAGCAUGUACAGCAGCGGCAAGAAGAAGGAGAAUCCCAUCGAGGACGAGCUGAUCUUCCGCGUUGGGAAUCGUGGGAGGGAGAAAGGUGAAUUCACCAACCUGCAGGGCAUCUCCACCUCCAGCAACGGGCGCAUUGUGGUGGCCGACAGCAAUAACCAAUGUGUGCAGAUCUUCUCCAACGAGGGCCAGUUCCGGCUGCGCUUUGGUGUGCGGGGCCGCUCCCCCGGGCAGCUGCAGCGCCCCACGGGCGUCACGGUGGACCUCAAUGGGGACAUUAUCAUUGCUGACUAUGACAAUCGCUGGGUCAGCAUCUUCUCGCCAGAGGGCAAGUUCAAGACAAAGAUCGGGGCGGGCCGCCUGAUGGGGCCCAAGGGCGUGGCUGUGGACCGCAACGGGCACAUCAUCGUGGUGGACAACAAGGCCUGCUGCGUCUUCAUCUUCCAGUCCAACGGGAAGCUCGUGGCCAAGUUUGGGAGCCGCGGCACGUCGGAGCGGCAGUUUGCAGGUACCCUCGAUGGGCCUCACUUUGUUGCCGUCAACAACAAGAAUGAGAUUGUGGUCACCGACUUCCACAACCACUCCGUGAAGGUGUACAGCGCUGACGGAGAAUUCCUCUUCAAAUUUGGCUCUCACGGCGAGGGGAACGGGCAGUUCAAUGCGCCGACGGGCGUGGCUGUGGACUCCAACGGGAACAUCAUUGUGGCCGACUGGGGCAAUAGCCGGGUCCAGGUCUUCGACAGCUCCGGCUCCUUCCUGUCCUACAUCAACACCACGGCAGACCCGCUCUACGGGCCCCAGGGCCUGGCGCUCACUUCUGACGGACACGUGGUGGUGGCCGACUCCGGGAACCACUGUUUCAAGGCCUACCGAUACCUGCAGUAAUUGUGGGGGCGGGGGGACAGUGGGGUGGAGGCGUAACUGGGAUGCCCUCCUCCCUGCCUGUUCAUUGCCCCCAAAGGUGGUGGGGGCCCCAGGGGGACUUGAGGGGGCUCUGGCAGCCACGUGCGAAGGUGCCAAUUGCUACCACGGCAUCUGCGCGUUGGAGUUCCGGACGCUCCCUGGGGUGCGCAGGGAGGCGUCGUCCGCUUGGCUUCUCCAGCAAGACCACCCUACUUUUGCAGUCCCGUUGCGGGAGGGGGGCUGGGGGAGGUGGGUCUCGUGUGGGCUUUGUCGCAGUCUGUCUGCUUGGGGGGGUCCCUGUUUCUUUUCUCCCACCCCUCCCCCGCCGUCUUUCCCCAACUUGGCUUUUUUUCUGCACUUUAUCUCUGUCUGGGGAGGGGGCCGAGUCCACUCCGCCCCCUCCUGUCCUGCUUUGCAGAGACUUUGCCGGGCUCGUCCUGGGGGGGCGGUGCAGGAGAAUCGUGGGCCGACACCGACUGCUCACCUCCCCCCAUUAUGACUUCAGAAGCCAGGGGGGCUGGCUGGUCAGCCGGUCGCUCUUUGGGGGAGCAGCAGGAAGGUGACUCUCAGCCGUGCCAGAUAACCUGCGUCAUAUUGGUGUCACGGGGGCGGGGGGGUGAGGCCUGCCCUGAAUCCCCGGAGGAGUUCGGCCCCAGCCCUUCCUUCUUCCCUCUUAGGUGGGGGAGGGGGUGCCAUGGAGGGAGCACGAGCGAGUGAGCGUGUGUGGGGUGGCGGCUCUGCCUCUUCCUGCCCCAUACAGGCAGCGUGGCUCACUUCCACACACAGGCAGCCGUUUUCCACGGGGCUCUCCUCCUCGGCUGUGCUUUGCCUCUCCGUCUGCCUGGCCCUCGGCCACAGCAGCCUUUAGCAGCAGCCGUUGAGCCGGAGGAGGCUGGGCAGUGGCCAGCGCUGUGCUGACGAGAGCGCUGGAGCUGACCCUUGGGGGUCGCUCCUCAUCCCUCCUGUCGCGUUCUGGGGCGGGGGGGGGGGGGGCACUGCCCCUGUUCCUUGCCCCUCCCAAACCAGCCAGCCAGCCAGCCUUGGGCUCAUAGCCUCAGUCACCAGCCAGCCCAUGUCAGACCUGUGAGCUGCUGCUGCUGCUGCUGCUCCUGUCUGCUGCGAUCUGCCCCUUCUCCGCUCUGCUCCCUGGGCCUUUGACACACGCUCCGGCCGACUGGGCUGGGCUGGGCUGGGCUGGGGGGAGGCAGCCACGUGCAAAUGAAAUGUAUGUAAAAAUAACAAUAAAGUAUUCUGAAAGUA
Molecule: messenger RNA, 3925 nt
Organism: Sphaerodactylus townsendi
Lineage: Eukaryota; Metazoa; Chordata; Lepidosauria; Squamata; Sphaerodactylidae
Gene: TRIM3
Product: tripartite motif containing 3
Exons: 12
Coding region: 398-2647 (749 amino acids)
Biological process (GO): negative regulation of translation; protein polyubiquitination; proteasome-mediated ubiquitin-dependent protein catabolic process
Molecular function (GO): zinc ion binding; protein binding; translation repressor activity
Source: RefSeq, a predicted model, not a curated record